Microplitis mediator is the source of this 2010-nucleotide messenger RNA. It is a transcript of the gene PGAP3, whose product is annotated as post-GPI attachment to proteins factor 3. The transcript is spliced from 6 exons. Lineage: Eukaryota; Metazoa; Arthropoda; Insecta; Hymenoptera; Braconidae. The record is from RefSeq and is a predicted model, not a curated record. Gene Ontology annotation, molecular function: hydrolase activity, acting on ester bonds. The coding region runs from base 226 to 1191 and encodes 321 amino acids. Gene Ontology annotation, biological process: GPI anchor biosynthetic process. Gene Ontology annotation, cellular component: endoplasmic reticulum membrane.
ACAAAACACAUGUAAUUUCUGUUGUGUAACAAUUGAUAUGUAAAAAAAUGUAUCGUUACUUAUUAAGUAUUUAGAUAAAUAAAAAAUGAUUAAUUUUGAAUUUUUAAAUUAUCUAAUACGAUGACAGUUAAAUUUUUGAAUUAAAAAUAAUUUUGUUUGUAGACUUGUUUUUUUGAAUAGAUUUUUAAUUUAAUUUUUGGAGUAAUUUUUUGACGAGCCGUAGACAUGACAAACUUCUUAUUAAUUUUAUUUAUACAUAUAUUUAUAUUUACAAAUGUAUCAGCUUCUACGGGUGAUAGAUCACAAUUUUACAGGCAGUGUUUGAUUGUUUGUUAUUCCAGUAGUUGUAAGCACAACGUUGACUUUGAAAUCGUCUCAUUUGAUGACGAUGGAUUUUUAUCGUGGUCAUGUGAAGAAAAUUGCCGAUAUGAUUGCAUGUGGGAAACAGUCAAUCAUUUUACUGAACACGGACUUAAAGUUCCGCAAUUUCAUGGCAAGUGGCCAUUUAUUAGAAUGUUUGGAUUCCAAGAGCCAGCGUCAGUAAUAUUUUCAAUUUUGAAUUUCUAUGCGCACAUUAUGAUGUACCGUAAAUUUCGUCGGGAAAUAAAAUCGUCUAUGCCAAUGUCUUUAAUCUGGACUUAUUUUACUGUCGUUUGUUUGAAUGCUUGGUUCUGGUCAGCAGUUUUCCACGCAAGAGAUAAACCAUUUACCGAAGUGAUGGACUACUCUUGUGCAUUUACGAUGGUCAUAACACUUUUAUACUGUAUGCUGAUAAGAAUAUUUUAUAAAAACAAUAAAUUAUUUGCUGUGAUAACUUUCGGGUACAUCAGUAUGCUCUCCGUUCAUUUGUCCCAUUUGUGGUCAGGGAAAAUUAACUACGGAUACAAUAUGAAAAUUAAUAUAGUAUUUGGAUUUUUGACGUUUCUUAUCACAGUUAUUUGGUGGUAUCGUAAUUCUUCAAAACUUACUCAUUCUUAUCUUAUCGGAUGGUUUACUAUCUUGACUGUGGCUGUUACUCUAUUAGAGGUAGCAGAUUUUCCUCCAAUAUUUUGGACCCUUGACGCCCAUGCCCUCUGGCACGCUUCCACUGCUCCUCUUGUUUAUCUUUUAUACAAAUUUAUGAUCUCAGACUGCCAUUAUUUAAGAAAGCAAUAUAGUUAUCAGGUAAUAUCAGACAUUCAUGUUGAGUAAUGAGUAGAAUAAAUAUAAUACUUAAUUUAAUUUUGUAAAUAAUAGACAUUUGUAGGUAGAAAAUGAAUAAAAAAAUUUUUUUAUUUUUUUAUAUUUUUACAAUAACUUUCUUUCAUUUUUUUUACUACAAUUUCUUAUCUAAUAGAUUUGUAUCAAAUAAUGGAUACAAAGAACAGUUGAUAAAAAUGAAACAUUUGUUUUUUUUUUACAUAAAAUAUGUGAAUAAUUGUCAGGUGAUUCCUUAAAAAAUAUAUGACGUAUGCACAAGCUGUGAUUAAGAUUCAAUGGCCUCUACAAAACAAAAUAAACAACAUUUGAUUUUAAAUGGCAAGACUCAAGAAAGUCUACGUGUUUUAAAUCAAUACUUAGAUAAUUGUAUCAAAUUUAAUUGCAUUGUCGUUGAAAAAUUAAUUCAAUUUUAAAUUGAAUUCGCUACUAGAAUUUUAAUUAACAUUAAAAUUAUUUAUUUUCUAUUUUUUACAAUAAAUUUACUGCAUUAAAUGUUUUAGUCUCAGGAAGACAUUUUUGAUACUUAAUAGUUUUUAUAUAAAUAUAGAAAUUAGAAUAAUUAAAAGCUUGAAUAAAUUUUAGAGGGAAUGUUUUUUACAACGAUGUCAAAUAUCUAAAAAAAAUGUUUAAUGACAAUGAAGUAGUGAGUAAUUAAUUAAUAAAUAUUUAAGUACCAAAAUGCAGUAUAAUUUUUCUCUUUUUUAAAAAUUAUCAACAUGAUUUUAAAUGUCAACAAUUUAAAUAUUUUUAUUUUUACAACGAUAAUUUUAUCGUUUUAUUUCUCGAAUAAAUUUUCUUACUUACAAAUAA